AUGACAAAUCCAGGAUUAAGUAGUUCACCUACAAUGAUUUUAUCAGCUAAAAAAACUGAUUUUCUUGUAAAGAUUCUUGCUGGUUUGACAGUUAUUGCGAUAGCGCGUAGUUUUGUUUUUACAUUUGCUGUGGAUGAAGGUUUUGCAAUGUCACAGGUAGGUGAUUUAUUUGCAUUUCUGAUAGAGGUAGGACAAAUGGUUGCAGUGAUGAUGGCGGUAAGCGGUGGAAAGUUCAUACCGUUCUUUAUGUUCCGUCGUGCUUACAAUACAGUUAGUUCGGAGAGAGUGAGUGCUGGUGCGAAUCUUGUUGGUCAAGGACUGAGCAGCGAUGCUCUCGAUGCUUAUUUCGGUAGUGACGUUGCAAUCGACAAUAAUAUACAGGAUCAAUACUAUCAGAGUCAAAUGGGUAGUGGUGCUAAUGUUCCAGAUUCCGCUGAUGCAUCGUCAAUGCAUUAUAUAGAUUCAAAUAAGAUGAUUGACCAUCAGUUACAAGCAACAGAGCAAUAUAGUAUAAAUAUAAAUAUAAACAGUAAUAGUAAUAUUAAUAAUAAUGAAAACAUACAGCAACAAUAUGAAGUUCAACUACAACAGCAUGAACAAGAUAAAGAUUUAGAGAUGUCAGUUAAUAAUCAAAUAAGUGUUUGCCCAACGAAUGGAGGAUCAUAA
This is a messenger RNA of Heterostelium album PN500, 666 nucleotides long. RefSeq lists its product as uncharacterized. The record is from RefSeq and is a predicted model, not a curated record. Bases 1 to 666 code for a protein of 221 amino acids. Lineage: Eukaryota; Evosea; Eumycetozoa; Acytosteliales; Acytosteliaceae. The transcript has 2 exons.